Molecule: messenger RNA, 330 nt
Organism: Solanum tuberosum (potato)
Lineage: Eukaryota; Viridiplantae; Streptophyta; Magnoliopsida; Solanales; Solanaceae
Exons: 1
Coding region: 1-330 (109 amino acids)
Source: RefSeq, a predicted model, not a curated record
AUGGAAGAAUUCAGGUUUAGAGCAUAUGAAAGUUUAGAUCUCUACAAAAAGAAGAUGAAGAAAUGGCACAAUUCUAAAAUCCUUAGGAGAGAAUUUCAAGUUGGAGAUUUUGUGUUGCUGUACAAUUCUCGAUUGAGACUCUUCCCGGGAAAGAUCAAGUCGAAGUGGUUCGGUCCAUUUAAAGUGACACUAGUGUUCAGGAAUGUGGCCAUUAAAGUCGAAGGUAAGGAGGGUCCAACUUUCAAAGUGAAUGGGAAGCUUCUAACGCUUUAUUUUGGCGAGUGUCAUGAAAUUGCAGUCAUUGAAGUGGUAUAUUUGGAAGAUGCUUGA